Molecule: messenger RNA, 2835 nt
Organism: Symphalangus syndactylus (siamang)
Lineage: Eukaryota; Metazoa; Chordata; Mammalia; Primates; Hylobatidae
Gene: POLL
Product: DNA polymerase lambda
Biological process (GO): double-strand break repair via nonhomologous end joining
Cellular component (GO): nucleus
Molecular function (GO): DNA binding; DNA-directed DNA polymerase activity
Source: RefSeq, a predicted model, not a curated record
CGGGACUUCACCCGCAGCUGCGAGACUCCUCUAUUCCCGGAAGGCUCCCCACACCUGCUGCGGCUGUGCCCCAUCUCCCCGCAGCUGCGGCGCUGAGCACCCCCAUGUCGAGAGGCUGAGACCAGGACAGGUGCAGGGCUUUCCCACUCACCCCCGAAAGUCCCCCUCCUGAGGUUUUCCUCUGCAAGUCUGUGUUGGAGGUAGAGAAAUAGCAUGUGGGGUUUAUGUGCAGGUCCUCCCCAGGCUCCGCUCCAUCCCCUAAAGCUCCAUUUCCUAGCCCAGCAUCCUAUUUUGGUAAAGCCCUUCGAAGUGAGCCGCAGCAGGAGGGCUGUGCUGAAUCUUUAGUGCCACCCCUCUGAGGAAUGGUAUCGUUUCCUACUCCUCAAAAGUACCCCCGAUGGCCCCAGCCUUUCCCUCAUUUCCCCUAAUACUCCAACUUCGAAAGGCUGGGGAGUGUGAAGCUAAGCUAAACCACUGAAGUUUAACCGGGUUUGAAGAGACCCCCCCCCCAACCUGCUUCCCCAAACUGGGCUGCUAACCCCAAGGCCUGGUCAGGAGAGACCCUACCUCCAUAGGCAAAGGGGUUGGAGGUCCUCAAUUCUGGAUUUCCACGUGCAGCAGCCCUGACCAACCCUCCAACAGGCCGAGAUCCAGCCAUACUUCAAUGGAUCCCAGGGGUAUCUUGAAGGCAUUUCCCAAGCGGAAAAAAAUUCAUGCUGAUGCGUCAUCAAAAGUACUUGAAAAGAUUCCCAGGAGGGAAGAGGGAGAAGCAGAAGAGUGGCUGAGCUCCCUUCGGGCCCAUGUUGUGCGCACUGGCAUUGGACGAGCCCGGGCAGAACUCUUUGAGAAGCAGAUUGUUCAGCAUGGUGGCCAGCUAUGCCCUGCCCAGGGCCCAGGUGUCACUCACAUUGUGGUGGAUGAAGGCAUGGACUAUGAGCGGGCCCUCCGCCUUCUCAGACUACCCCGGCUGCCCCCGGGUGCUCAGCUGGUGAAGUCAGCCUGGCUGAGCUUGUGCCUUCAGGAGAGGAGGCUGGUGGAUGUAGCUGGAUUCAGCAUCUUCAUCCCCAGUAGGUACUUGGACCAGCCACAGCCCAGCAAGGCAGAGCAGCAUGCUUCUAUUCCUCCUGGCACCCAUGAGGCCCUGCUUCAGACAGCCCUUUCUCCUCCUCCUUCUUCCACCAGGCCUGUGUCUCCUCCCCAAAAGGCAAAAGAGGCAGCAAACACCCAAGCCCAGCCCAUCUCUGAUGAUGAAGCCAGUGAUGGGGAAGAAACCCAGGUUAGCGCAGCUGAUCUGGAAGCCCUCAUCAGUGGCCACUACCCCACCUCCCUUGAGGGAGAUUGUGAGCCUAGCCCAGCCUCUGCGGUCCUGGAUAAGUGGGUCUGUGCACAGCCCUCAAGCCAGAAGGCAACCAACCACAACCUCCAUAUCACAGAGAAGCUGGAAGUUCUGGCCAAAGCCUACAGUGUUCAGGGAGACAAGUGGAGGGCCCUGGGCUAUGCCAAGGCCAUCAAUGCCCUCAAGAGCUUCCAUAAGCCUGUCACCUCGUACCAGGAGGCCUGCAGUAUCCCUGGGAUUGGGAAGCGGAUGGCUGAGAAAAUCAUAGAGAUCCUGGAGAGCGGGCAUCUGCGGAAGCUGGACCACAUCAGUGACAGCGUGCCUGUCUUGGAGCUCUUCUCCAACAUCUGGGGAGCUGGGACCAAGACUGCCCAGAUGUGGUACCAACAGGUCCAGAAAGCAGCCCAGGCCUUUAACUCCGGGCUGCUGUGUGUGGCAUGUGGUUCAUACCGACGGGGAAAGGCGACCUGUGGUGAUGUCGACGUGCUCAUCACUCACCCAGAUGGCCGGUCCCAUCGGGGUAUCUUCAGCCGCCUCCUUGACAGUCUUCGGCAGCAAGCAGUCCCCUCUGUUGGGCCAGGGUUCCUCACAGAUGACUUGGUGAGCCAAGAGGAGAAUGGUCAGCAACAGAAGUACUUGGGGGUGUGCCGGCUCCCAGGGCCAGGGUGGCGGCACCGGCGCCUGGACAUCAUCGUGGUGCCCUACAGCGAGUUUGCCUGUGCCCUGCUCUACUUCACCGGCUCUGCACACUUCAACCGCUCCAUGCGCGCCCUGGCCAAGACCAAGGGCAUGAGUCUGUCAGAACAUGCCCUCAGCACUGCUGUGGUCCGGAACACCCAUGGCUGCAAGGUGGGGCCUGGCCGAGUGCUGCCCACUCCCACUGAGAAGGAUGUCUUCAGGCUCUUAGGCCUCCCCUACCGAGAACCUGCUGAGCGGGACUGGUGACCCAUGGGCUGGGGGUGCUGAGGAGAGCCGAGUUGGACUGGCUACCCCUCCUGGCCACCCAGUACUCUCUCCAGCCUCAGCUGGCCGAACCUCGCCGCACUAACCACCAGCUUCCUCAGCGAGCAGGGCCCAGGGCUCUGGGCCUGAAGCAAGAGCCAGCCUGGCUCCCAGUGUCUGCCCAGCCCUCUCCCAGACAGGAGCAGGCUGCCACCCCUUCUACCUCACUGCUGCCCCUCGAAGAAUUUUGCAAAUGGCCCCUUGUCCCAUUUUAAGCAGGAGCAGGUGGCUGGUUUGAAGCCCCAGGUAUCCCCCUUCCCUGCUAUGGGAAAGGCCAAGCUGCUGGGUGGGGACAGAAGCUGCAGGGAAGAGGGAAGCAGCUGUGCUGUCAACAUCGUCCCGCACCCUCUGGGGUAGGAGAACAGCCAUUCCACACGUGUUCCCUCUAUCCAUCCUGCUUCCUGGGCAGCUGGUGGUGCUGGGAAUGGGGUGCCCCAGCCUUGGUGAGGACAGUGUUGGGAGGCCCAGGGACCCAGUAAAGUGCAUUUGACAUUGAA